Mus caroli (Ryukyu mouse) is the source of this 6216-nucleotide messenger RNA. The record is from RefSeq and is a predicted model, not a curated record. NCBI's taxonomy places the organism in Eukaryota, Metazoa, Chordata, Mammalia, Rodentia, Muridae.
AGGGCGGGGGGUGUGUGCACGUUCGAGCUUUCGGGCCACAGCCACCGCCGCGCGAGCUAGAAGCGCCCUAGCCCGGCAAGCUGGCUCACCCGCUGGCCACCCAGCACAGCCCGCUGGCCCCUCUCCUGCAGCCCAUCUGGCGGAGCGGCGGCGGCGGUGGCGGCGGAGGCAGGAGGAUGGCUUCAGAACUGGCAAUGAACAAUUCCGACCUGCCCACCAGUCCCCUGGCCAUGGAAUAUGUUAAUGACUUCGAUCUGAUGAAGUUUGAAGUGAAAAAGGAACCGGUGGAGACCGACCGCAUCAUCAGCCAGUGCGGCCGUCUCAUCGCCGGGGGCUCGCUGUCCUCCACCCCCAUGAGCACGCCCUGCAGCUCGGUGCCCCCGUCCCCCAGCUUCUCGGCGCCCAGCCCGGGCUCGGGCAGCGAACAGAAGGCGCACCUGGAAGACUACUACUGGAUGACCGGCUACCCGCAGCAGCUCAACCCGGAGGCGCUGGGCUUCAGCCCGGAGGACGCGGUCGAGGCGCUCAUCAGCAACAGCCACCAGCUCCAGGGUGGCUUCGAUGGCUAUGCGCGGGGAGCGCAGCAGCUGGCCGCGGCAGCGGGGGCCGGCGCCGGCGCCUCCCUGGGCGGCAGCGGCGAGGAGAUGGGCCCCGCCGCCGCCGUGGUGUCCGCCGUGAUCGCCGCGGCCGCUGCGCAGAGCGGCGCGGCACCCCACUACCAUCACCACCACCACCACGCCGCGGGGCACCACCACCAUCCGACGGCCGGCGCCCCGGGAGCCGCGGGCGGCGCGUCCGCCUCUGCGAGCGGCGCGGGUGGCGCGGGCGGCGGUGGCCCGGCCAGCGCCGGGGGCGGCGGCGGCGGAGGCGGCGGCGGGGGCACGGCGGGGGCGGGGGGCGCCCUGCACCCGCACCAUGCCGCGGGCGGCCUGCACUUCGACGACCGCUUCUCGGACGAGCAGUUGGUGACCAUGUCGGUGCGCGAGCUGAACCGGCAGCUGCGCGGGGUCAGCAAGGAGGAGGUGAUCCGACUGAAGCAGAAGAGGCGGACCCUGAAAAACCGCGGCUAUGCCCAGUCCUGCCGCUUCAAGAGGGUGCAGCAGAGACACGUCCUGGAGUCGGAGAAGAACCAGCUGCUGCAGCAGGUAGACCACCUCAAGCAGGAGAUCUCCAGGCUGGUGCGCGAAAGGGACGCCUACAAGGAGAAAUACGAGAAGCUGGUGAGCAACGGCUUCCGAGAAAACGGCUCGAGCAGCGACAACCCUUCCUCUCCCGAAUUUUUCAUGUACCCAAGGGACUCCUCUACAUCUGUGAUGUGAGAAAAGCAGUUGCCCGAAGCCGAACAGGCUACAAUGGAGCUAGCUGACUUCCACAUCAACCAGAGACAGAAGGGGAGGGAAGGAGACCCGUGGAAGGCCAGGGUCUGAUUUUCGUCUACUAGAGAAAAGAAAACCAAGAUGUUUAAACGUGUUUUCAACUCCAAGUAUCCCAGUAUGGGUUUAAUUAUAAACCCUCUCCUUUUGGAGAGCCGGAGCCACACACUCUCACACCAACUAUGACACACUGUCAUAGUUUAUGAGUUCCUUUUACUUCUCAGCUGGCGAAACAACGUAUAAUUCUUUUUCUUUCUUUCUCUCCUCUCUCUCUCCAUUAAAAAGUUUGCUUGCUGAAAUUUGCAUGAAAUAUUCUUAUUUUAAUUUUUUUCUCUCUCUGACAGGGAGUAAAUGUCACACUGUCAAAUUGUGGCUUUUUGCAAAGGAAGGGUCUUGAGGUAUGCAGAGAGUGAGAGUAUUGGGUCAAAGCAACAACAACAACAAAAAAAAAACAACAGCAGCAGCAGCAACACAAACAAAGUACUCACACCCCCUCUAGUCAACGAUAAUGUCUGAUUGUUUAUGUCCAUUUGCUAUGUUGCAAAACAUCUCAUUUUAAAUAACUACUCUGUGACUACACAAUAUGGUUUCUCUGCAAACCUUGUAAAAAUUAAGGUUUUUUUUAAACAAAAACAACAUGGAUUUCUGCAUCUAGAUUUGAUCUCAGAGUAUUCCUUUGGUCUGACGUGCAUGUCUCUAUGUGCAUGCAGCGGCAAUACUGAUUCCUUACUUGUGUGGGUCUUUACAAUCCUAGCUUGAGAGCCGUCUGAUAAAUACAAUGAUCUAGACUUCCUGGCAGGUUUUGUGACAUUGAAACCAUCCAUUUUGAGCAAAAAGUUAAUGAACAUUAAAAGCAAGGUUCACACUGGUCCUGACCCGACUGGUAAUAUUUCAUAUAAGGUUACCAGUGGGAGAGAAAUCAAAUUUCAUCUGUGAACAUGAUUGACAGGCAAGAGUAAAGGGAGAGAAAGACAUUUGACUGGGAAGGGAAUUUGGGGAGAAGGACAAUGCCUCCAGGUUCCUUAUGGUAUUAGGUAUUAUAAGCCCAUGUAUGGAAAGCUCACUGCCCGGUGCUUUGGGGAGAGUUGUUUUUAGAAAGUCACUUUGAUUAUGAGAUUUCACUCCAAUAAGUACAGUUAUGGUCAACCAGUAGGCUCUCUGCCUCUCGAUAAUUUCAGCCAGGUAGGUUUCUGGCCCCUUAAUGCUAAGGUGAGUUUUGAAAAUGGAACCACACCGGGCAUGGUGGUGCACACCUUUAAUCCCAGCACUUGGGAAGCAGAGGCAGGCGGAUUUUGAAGUUCGAGGCCAGCCUGCUCUACAGAGUGAGUUCCAGGACAGCUAGGGCUACACAGAGAAACCCUGUCUCAAAAAAACAAAAACAAAACCAAAAUCAAAAAAAAAAAAAAAAAUGGAACCACAAGACUUGGAGGGAGCUAUCAAGUUGUCUUUUGUUUACUGUCAGAAAUGUAGUCUGGGUUAUACAACAACGGUUCAUGGUCAUAUUACAAAUUAUUCAUCCAAGGGCUGGGGAGAUGGCUCAGCUCUUAAGAGCUCAUACUGCUCUCAAAGGGGACCUGUUUAGAUCUUAGCACUCAUAAUUGGUGCCUCGCAACCACCUGUAACUCUAGCUGCAAGGAUCUGGACACCUUCUACUGGCCUCCAGAGACAACCAACAGAUGUAGAUAGAUAGACAGACAGACACAUAUACUUUAAGAUAGUCACCAAGAUACUAUAGGAAGAUUAAAUUCUCUACUUCAAUAACAUCCCUUGACGUUGACUAACAUUCUCUAUUAUAUGUCAUACACCCAAAUGUGCUAAUCAAUACAAAUGUAUUUAGGCCUUCUUUCUCAAGAAAGUUCUAACACUCAAGUCUAACACCUAAGCAUGGCUUCUCUGUCUUCCAUACAGUCUUGCUUCUUGACUGACUUGUCCCACACCUUCACUGACUAAGGUGUGACCGUUGCCAUGGCAACAAGUGAUGCUCUUGCCUGAUCCUCUGGUUCAGUGUGGCUUUUGAACUAGCUGUCUCCUGACUUGCAGUGUACUAAGGUGUGAGUGGCUCUAACUACCUUCAAUUUGCAUCCGAUUAAAAAGUAAGCCUUCCUGCUCCUGUGUCUUAAGGUCCUGACCCAGGACUUGGAAAGUGGCAAGGAGUCACAGCCAGUUUAUGUGUUUAUUCUGACCAUUUCAGAUGUUCCUGGUCUUGGCUUAGACCCACCUAGAUGCAACUAAGUCUUACAUCGCUGUCUUAGGACAUGGCAGACAAGGCAGAUGCAUAAGAGAGAGGCUGGUGGUGACUGUCCUGUCAUCUACAAGAGAUAUAAUGUAUAGAAAUACUCUUUGUUCACAGAUACUACCCCAGUCUUCACAGCAUGGACAUGAUUUUCUCUAGCCUUCCCUGUACCCAUGGAAAGUUACUAAAUGUUAGGAAGGCUAUCCCGCUAUUUUACAAACAGAGUAGCAUGAAGCCACAAGACAAAACAAAGUCUUCAAAGUCUUGUCCCUGCCUACCUGUCUCUAGGUGUUGCUAAUAAGCCUUUGGAGAAAUAUGCAAAUAUAUGUUCAUAGUUCCCACUGGAUAUGUGUGCCUCAGCCAGUGUCCCUCACAGAAUCUAUGAGAAUAUUUGAUAGAUCUAAAGCUACAUUUCCACAAAGCAAACUUACCACCCCCACACUAUAAGUUCUAAUUGGCACCUCUGGAAAGACCAAAUGUUUGGUCUUGACCCUGUCCUCUGAUAAAAGCUGAUUGGGGUAUCUAGGCAGUAAGUCUUUAGACUAAGUCCUGGGAGGAAGAAGGCAUUCUCUCUCACUUGAGCGUUUGUGGUGGGGACCAAUCUGGUAAAAAAUUCUCCUUGAGUGUAUUUCAAGCUUAUUGGAUUUUUAUAUCUUUUGGCUCUGAAACAAUUAGGGAAGAGAUUUUGCUUAAAGUGUUCUGUUCUGUGAUCUUGACUCAACCUAAUUGUUUUCUGUUGCUGCUGUUUGUUGAUUUAGAUUAGGCUCCUCCCCAACCAGCAAGCUGAUUUAAUCAAUUCCUGCCAGCAUUCGAUCUAGCCUAAUCAUAUCGUGUGAACGUGUAGUUUUCCCUCAACCCUAAUGAAAUUAAAGAAAGAAACAUUCUAUGUAUAGGUGAGGGGCGCGGAAGGAUAAAUUUUUGCAAAUCCUGUGGCCCUCAGUGACUUAAAACAAAAACGAUUCUUUUGUAAGGGCCAUGUGUCAUAAAGGCACGAGUGUGUUCAGUCAUCUGUCAAAAGCUUCCACACUGACAUUUAAACUCCCUCUCCUCUCACUAGCAGACUCUGUCAUGUCCUUCCCCUGAAAAGGACUAUCAAACUUUAGGUCUGUGUUUCUUUUUCUUUUCCUGGCACUUGAUGGAAUAUCAGCAACAAAUGAGCUAAGUACUAGGGUUGUGGAGAUCUGCUUGGUAGUAUUUACUUUCCACUUACCAUAUUUGAAAAACAUCAGGACAAGGAAGAACCAGUGAGUUAGUGUGUUACCUUUUCCAGCAUCUACAAAGAAUAAAGUAAAGCUCUUAGUUACCACCACGUCCUCUCCAGUGGCACUAAUAUCACCCAGAAAGUCAGAGGACAGUGUGGAUUCAGAGCUGCAUGGGAAAAAUCAACCUGGCCGUGAGAUUUACAGAUAUUGUCAACUGAAUCUUGGCUGCUGAGCGGGGAUAGCAGGUGUAAGCCGUGCCAGAUAUUAAUGCCUAAUUAAUAGUGAGAGGCUGCAUCUUAUGAUGGGAUCAACAAGUCAAGAAAGAUUAUCCAGAGUGGGAAAGGAAGGGAGAUGUUGCUGGUGGGAUUUUAUUUUCUGCCUUUUGCUCUGCAAGCAUCACCUGAUGCGGUUCCUCUUGUGCAGCCUCCGAUGGUUUCUCCUUGUCUUUCCUGUCUAUUGAGAAGCACAUGAAGUCCAUUUGCUGGCCGGUAGGCAGUAGAGGUGAGAAUUGAAUUGACCGCAAAUGCUCCGAGAAAUUGACCCUGAGGUCGUCUUCCCUUAAAUUGGGUUCCACACACAAAGUUUCUUUUCUUCCCUGCCUCCUACAGCAGAAUUGAGUUGGGGGAGGGGGAGGCUGUAAUUAUUUAAAGGAAUUCUUAGGCACCGGAGUUGACUGUCCCUCUGUACCCUUAAUCAAAAUAGAGACCUUUUGUUACGGCCAGUAGUUAAUUAAAGGGCUGGCGUCUAUACCACUGUGGUGUGCCUCUGGCUUGUUUAUAUUUUAAAAUGAGGUUCAUGCCUGAUGUACAUGAAGAAAGGGGACCAAAGCUUCUGUGGGGUUAUCAGCUGUCCUGAAUGGUUAGAAUAGAGUAGAGCAGAGUAGGACAGAACAGAACAGAGCAGUACAGAACAACAGAAUUCUCUGUUUACCUUUGUUAUUUCUCUGCCUCUUUCUGUUUCUCCUGUAUCUCCUAUUCCCUCCUCCUUGUCCCCCCCCCCCACACACACACACUCUCCUCCUCUUCUUCUCCCUCCUAUUCCCUCACUCCUUCGCACACCCUGCAAUGGGAUACAUGGGUCCCUACCAGAGCUCUCAAGGCAUACAGUAUGCUUCCCAAUGUGGGAGUCUGGUGCUGCAUUUUACGAGAGAACGCGCGCCUGCAGAUGGCAUGUUCAGAGCCUCUCUUUUUCUAUUCACACACGGUUGCAGAGAGACCAGAAAUUCCUGUACCCAAUGCUGACUUUUGUGACAAGUGCUAAGAGCUGCUUUCUUGUCCUGUGCUUCGGUGCUAGCUCACACAUGAAGUUCUGGGCUGAUGCUCAAAGGCUGUUGUUGUGUGAUUUCUUAUUUUGUUAAUAUCUUUCAUUCCUUUUCCUUCUGCUCCUCUCCCUGUUCCUCUUCCUUUCU